Galleria mellonella (greater wax moth) is the source of this 2498-nucleotide messenger RNA. RefSeq names its product LIM and senescent cell antigen-like-containing domain protein 1 (gene stck). NCBI's taxonomy places the organism in Eukaryota, Metazoa, Arthropoda, Insecta, Lepidoptera, Pyralidae. The transcript is spliced from 9 exons. The record is from RefSeq and is a predicted model, not a curated record. Gene Ontology annotation, biological process: positive regulation of integrin-mediated signaling pathway; positive regulation of substrate adhesion-dependent cell spreading; cell-cell adhesion. Bases 204 to 1223 code for a protein of 339 amino acids. Gene Ontology annotation, cellular component: cytoplasm; cell-cell junction; focal adhesion.
GGCAACACUGUACCUAACUAUCAUUCCCUUAUACUUUUUGGUACUUGUUUUUAUAUCGAAACAGUUAAUAAUCUCUUGCAUAUUUAUGAACGAUAAACCUAGUUAAUGUUUAAAUUUAGAAGAGUGUUAUUUGUUAUUCAAUAAAACCAUUUGCGAAAAGAAAAUAAUUGCCCUUCAACUAGUUUUUAGAAUUUGAAGGAAAAAUGCCAGGCAUAGCAACCAUGUCGCUUGACAAUAUGUUUUGUACCCGUUGCGGUGAUGGGUUUGAAACUAAUGAGAAGAUUGUUAAUUCUAAUGGAGAACUUUGGCAUACCAACUGUUUUGUCUGUGCGCAAUGUUUCCGUGUCUUUCCUGAGGGAAUUUUCUAUGAGUUUGAAGGACGAAAAUAUUGUGAACGAGAUUUCCAAGUGUUAUUUGCUCCUUGCUGCGGAAAAUGCGGGGAAUUCAUCAUCGGCCGAGUAAUAAAGGCCAUGAAUGCCAACUGGCAUCCUGCAUGCUUCCGUUGCGAAGAGUGUAAUGUGGAGCUAGCUGAUGCUGGAUUUAUCAAGCAUGCAGGUCGAGCGCUCUGUCAUGCGUGCAAUGCUCGUAUUAAAGAGGAUGGUUUACAAAACUACAUGUGUCAUAAAUGCCACGGUGUAAUCGAUGGAGAACCUCUUCGUUACCGUGGUGAGGUUUACCACGGUUACCAUUUCAACUGUGCGACCUGCGGCGUAGAACUAGAUCACACUGCUCGCGAGGUCAAACAUCGUUCUGGAUAUGCCGCCAAUGAUGUAAAUAAUCUCUUCUGUUUACGGUGCCACGACAAAAUGGGCAUUCCUAUUUGCGGCGCUUGUCGUCGCCCAAUUGAGGAACGAAUCGUGACUGCGCUUGGCAAACAUUGGCAUGUCGAGCACUUUGUCUGUGCAAAAUGUGAAAAACCUUUCCAUGGGCAUCGUCAUUAUGAGAAGAAGGGACUUGCUUACUGCGAGCAACAUUAUCAUCAACUCUUUGGCAAUUUGUGUUAUGUGUGCAACCAAGUUAUUGCUGGCGAUGUUUUCACGGCGCUGAACAAAGCGUGGUGCGUACACCACUUCGCGUGCUCUGUGUGCGACGCACCCCUUAGCACCAAGAGCAAGUUCUACGAAUACGACGAACGUCCUGCCUGCCGCCGCUGCUACGAGCGGUUCCCGCAGGAAUUGCGCCGCCGCUUGAGACGCGCACAUCAGUACACCACUCGACGUUGACCCAAUUUUAUCAACAAUAAUGUAAGGAAAUACGAACCGUAAUAAUCUCAUUUUUAUAAUCGAUUUCAAAAAGGAUGAGAACAUCCAUCCAUUUAAUUUUGUUUUUUUUUUUGUGUUAAAUGAUACUAUAUCCUAUUUUAAUCUAAAGGGUUUCCUUGUUGGAGUUCCGUACAAAAAAAGAAAUUCCGAAUCGCGGUAUCAAUAAUAAUAACUGUAGGGUGAAAUACAAUAAACACAUUUGUACACAAGGUCAUUUUAUCUCAUUUCUGUGUAUGGAACCCACGGCGUGGAAGUUCCAUUUGCAUCAGACCAGUUUUUUUUUUUUUUUUGUAAAGGCGUGAAUAUUGUUGUGCAAAAUGAAAUCGAUAUCAUUAGUAUCCUUUUAACGGAUUGUUCUACCAGUGAAUCUGCGAGCACUUCUCAAGGAAGUGUAAGUCGAAAGAAAAAGCAAAAAUAUUAAAUUUUGCAUUCUAACUUGACACCUGAAUUGUUUAAUUAUACUGGUAAGGAGAACAUUCUCUUGAAAGAAGGCCAAUGAUUUCGAUUUUACGCUGUAUAUGUGAUGUAUUUUUAUUAUUUUAUUUUUCAUAUUCUCAAGUUAGGAGUUACUUGCAGGAGUAGGUACAGAGAAGUAUUAAACAGUUUAUCUUGCAGUAUCUUUUCAUAAUUUGGUAAUAUGUAAAUUGGACGUAAUCUGUUCUUUACAAUUUUAGUAUGCCUUAAUAUUUAUGUAUUUUCGUUUCCAUUGGAUAUAUAUAAUAAAGGACUUUGUUUAAAAUUAAUAUGCAUGACAAGUAUAAAGACUGAUCCAAUUUUAUACUUAUUUGUUAUGAACAUUUGUGUGUGUAUAUAUCCAUGAAGUGCCUAAUAUACUUAUUUUGACAUUUAAUAGUUAUUUUAAAUAAUAUUUAUAUAUACUGAUAUUACAUAUAUAAAUACAUAAUAACUAUAAAAGUUACAUACUUGUAAGUAUAAAUUUAACAUCUAUUUAAUAAUUCUAUUUAAAAAUAUACUUUCAUACAAAAUACUGUAUGUUAAUCUCGUUUUAAGGUCUUAACAACUGAAUUUUUAUUGCACUAAUAUAGAUUAUAUAUCAAAUACAAAAAAAAGAUUAAUUUCUGUAAUAAUAAAUAAAAAAUGAAUACGCAUGAAUUAUAAUAAUAUGAAUACACGAGUAUUUAAAAUAUAAUUUUAAUAAAUUGUAAACUAAGUUAUUUUAAGAUUUUGAUGUAUGCAUUAAUUUUGUGCCUAAAUUAAUAUAUUUUUACUGUCACA